This is a messenger RNA of Alligator sinensis (Chinese alligator), 3468 nucleotides long. RefSeq names its product aldehyde oxidase-like. The record is from RefSeq and is a predicted model, not a curated record. Gene Ontology annotation, molecular function: iron ion binding; FAD binding; oxidoreductase activity. The coding region runs from base 1 to 3432 and encodes 1143 amino acids. The transcript is spliced from 26 exons. Lineage: Eukaryota; Metazoa; Chordata; Crocodylia; Alligatoridae.
AUGGUGACGAGGAUGGGAUAUGGGGAAGACGCAAGGGAGUUGGAACUAGUUAAAAACUGCCCAUGGCGCAGUGGGGAGCGCCUGAUGUCCGACUCCGAUGAUUUACGGGCGCAGUUUGCACGCUGCAUUCGGCACAUGCGAGAGGGCAGAAAAGGGAUAAGCCCUGACAAAUUCAACUGUCCGGCUCUGACACCCCAGUCACGCAGCCAAGAACUGCUCGCUCAGCUUUAUGAAAGCUUAGAAGCGGAGGGCCACACCACAAUAAGCGUGUUAUUUCAAAUGAUAGUAGAGAAGAAUGCUGAUCCUGAGCAAAUGCUAUUGUCUUACCUAAGAAAGAGAUAUGUUGAUGGCUGCUUUAUAGAAACUGGAAACUUUAUCUUCAUUUUCCACAGUACGGUUAAACUAUUUUUAAAGUCUUUUAUUCUCCUUACAAUCCAAAGACAUUUUUCUGCCAAUGCCUGCUUAUUACCCAUAUGUUCUCUGCACGGUGCUGCAGUCACCACUGUAGAAGGUGUUGGAAGCCCAAAAACCAGGAUUCAUCCAGUUCAGGAAAGGCUAGCCAAGUGCCAUGGUUCUCAGUGUGGCUUCUGCACCCCUGGAAUGGUGAUGUCCAUGUACACUUUGCUCAGAAACCACCUGGAGCCCUCCAUGGAGCAGAUAACUGCAGCUCUGGCUGGUAACUUAUGCCGCUGUACUGGAUAUAGGCCAAUCUUAGAUGGCUGUAAAACUUUCUGUAAGGAAUCAUUUUGUUGUCAAAGGAAAGAAAAUGGGAACUGUUGCUCGGAGGAAAAAGACAGUUCAGCUUUGUUUUGUGACAAUGGAAGGAAGAUCUGCACCAAAUUAUUUUCAGCAGAUGAUUUUCAGCCCUUGGACCCCACCCAAGAAUUCAUAUUUCCCCCAGAGCUAAUGAGAAUGGCUGAAAGUCUGCCAAAAAGAACUCUGGUUUUCCAUGGGGAAAGAACUACCUGGAUUUCUCCUACUAGCCUUGAUGAGCUUCUGGAGCUGAAAGCCAAGUACCCAAAAGCGCCUCUGGUUGUUGGUAACACUAGUGUAGGCCCUGAGGUGAAAUAUGAAGGAGUUUUCCAUCCAGUUAUCAUUUCUCCAGUAAGGAUCUUGGAUUUGAAUGUGGUGACAUACAUGGAUGACGGACUAACCCUAGGAGCUGCUUGUAGCCUUGCUCUAGUGAAAGACACCUUGACAAAUGCAGUCUCAGACUUGGCUCAGGAAAAGGCAAAGAUCUUCCAGGCUCUCUCGUAUCAGUUAAAAUCUCUGGGAGGACCACAGAUCAGGAAUGUUGCUUCUUUAGGUGGAAACAUUAUAAGCAGAAAGUCAACAUCUGACUUGAAUCCCGUUCUAGCAGCUGGCAACUGUAUCCUCAAUCUGGCAUCAAGAGAUGAAAGACGGCAGAUCCCUGUAAGUGACAUCUUUGCAGGUGGAGUUAGUAACAAUGCCCUUAAACCAGAAGAGGUCUUAGUCUCAGUCUAUAUCCCUCAUUCCAGGAGGGGGCAGUUUGUAUCUGCAUUCCGACAAGCUCAGCGCCGGGAAAACUGUCUCCCAAUUGUUAAUGCUGGGAUGAGAGUACUUUUUGCAGAAGGCACAGACUUAAUUCUGGAUUUCAGCAUUUUCUAUGGAGGCAUUGGAUCUACCACAGUUUGUGCAAAACAAACCUGCCAAGCACUCAUUGGGAGGCAUUGGAAUGAGCAGAUGCUGGAUGAAGCUUGCAGAAUGGUUCUUAAAGAAGUUUCUCUCCCAGGCUCAGCCCCAGGUGGAAAGGUGGAAUAUAGAAGAACUUUGAUUGUCAGUUUCCUCUUCAAAUUCUACCUGGAAGUGUUGCAGUCAUUGAAGAGGAUGGACCUGCAUCAAUGGCCUGAGAUACCGGAGAAAUAUGGGAGUGUCCUGCAAGAGUUCUCAACCAAAAUGCCCCAAAGUGUACAAAUGUACCAGGGUGUGGACUCUGGGCAGGUUCCCCAAGAUCCAGUAGGACGACCCAUCAUGCACCAGGCUGGCUUUGAACAUGCCAGUGGCGAAGCUAUUUAUUGUGAUGACAUGCGUGUGGUGGAUGAAGAGCUCUUUUUGGCUGUGGUCACUAGUUCCAAAGCACAUGCAAAGAUUGUAUCAAUUAACACAUUGGAGGCCCGUGCGGUACCAGGGGUGUUUGAUGUCAUAACAGCUCAUGAUGUCCCAGCUACAAAUGAAUUCUACUAUGCCAGUGAUCCAGAGAUUAUAUUUGCAAAAGAGAAGGUGAUUUGUGUGGGUCAGAUAGUUUGCGCUGUGGUUGCAGAUUCUGAUGUUCAUGCCAAACAAGCAGCUGCAAAAGUGAAGAUAGAGUAUGAAGCCCUGGAGCCAGUGAUCCUGACAGUUGAGGAUGCCAUUCAGCACAAUUCAUUCUUUGAGCCAAAAAGAAAGCUAGAACAUGGGAAUGUUGAUGAAGCAUUUAAAACUGUUGAUCAAAUACUUGAAGAGGAACUCCACAUUGGGGGACAGGAACAUUUUUAUAUGGAGACUCAAAGCGUGCUUGUCGUUCCAAAAGGAGAAGCUAAAGAAAUGGAUGUGUAUGUGUCCUCACAGCAUCCAGCACUCAUCCAGGAAAUGGUGGCCUCAUGUUUAGGUGUUCCAGCAAAUAGGAUCAUGUGUCAUGUAAAACGAGUUGGCGGAGCUUUUGGUGGGAAGUUACUCAAAACUGGUCUGUUGGCAUCAGUUGCUGCAGUGGCAGCAAACAAAACUGGUCGGGCAGUCCGUCUUAUCCUGAGCCGGGGUGAGGAUAUGUUAAUCACUGGGGGCCGGCAUCCUCUUGUUGCCAAAUACAAAGUUGGCUUCAUGAAUAAUGGUGGGAUCCUGGCUUUGGAUGUCAAAUAUUACAUUAAUGGAGGAUGCUCCCCUGAUGAGUCGGUUCUGGUAACAGAGCUAGCCUUGCUAAGAAUGGAUAAUGCCUACAAGAUUUCCAACCUGCGAUGCUGGGGCUGCGCUUGCAAGACAAACUUGCCAUCAAACACAGCUUUCCGUGGAUUUGGCUUCCCCCAGUCAGCUCUGGUUACAGAAUCCUGGAUAACAAGUGUUGCAGAGAAAACUGGUUUGUCACCAGAAAAGGUAAGGGAGAUAAACAUGUAUAAAGAAACUGAACAAACACCUUACAAACAAAAGUUGGAUCCCCAGAACCUGAUAAGGUGUUGGAAUGAAUGUAUGGUGAAGUCUGCAUACUACAGCAGACUAAAAGCUGUGGAAGAAUUUAACAGACAAAAUUACUGGAAGAAGAAAGGAAUUGCCAUAAUUCCCAUGAAGUAUCCAUUUGGACUUGGCUCACGUUAUCUUAGUCAGGCUGCUGCUCUGGUUCAUAUCUACACUGAUGGGUCAGUGCUUCUGACUCAUGGUGGAAUUGAAAUGGGACAAGGCAUCCAUAUCAAAAUGAUCCAGGUAAUGGAACUCAAAUAUUAGCCCUUUGCAUUGUGUGUAACACAGGCCAAGACUGAG